Molecule: messenger RNA, 2115 nt
Organism: Tricharina praecox
Lineage: Eukaryota; Fungi; Ascomycota; Pezizomycetes; Pezizales; Pyronemataceae
Product: fork head domain-containing protein
Exons: 4
Coding region: 1-2115 (704 amino acids)
Biological process (GO): regulation of transcription by RNA polymerase II
Molecular function (GO): RNA polymerase II cis-regulatory region sequence-specific DNA binding; DNA-binding transcription factor activity, RNA polymerase II-specific; protein binding
Source: RefSeq, a predicted model, not a curated record
AUGCCGCCGCCGUCGAAUCAACGCCGCCCGCGCACCCGCCGAGUCAGCUCCUCCGACCCGCACGAUGAAAUGCCAGACUCGUCGCCGUCCCGUCCGAGGACGAAACGUCGCAAGGUCGUGCCACCCGUCAAGACCACCGAAACAUGCACACCGCAAGACCGCGUCAAUGCGGUGAUCGUAUCGCUCGCGAUGCCGGACGGCGGCCAGCCACCCGUGGUGUCGACGCAGUUCGCCAACGAGACGAAUUUCCAAGAGAAUGCGCACGGCAUCACCGCGUACGCUAAGGUCGCCGGCUGCAACUGGACCUACUACGUCAAAGACCUCGUCAUCCGCAUCGGACGGCCGCCCGACACGCGGCCGGGAACUGGCACCGCCGGCUCGCCGACCCCGCCCCCCCUCAAGCCGGAGGAUACGGUGCACAUCGAUCUCGGCCCGAGUAAGCUCGUCUCGAGGAAUCAUGCAAUUAUUUCCUACGACGGCGAUAAUACCGAUGGCGUGCAUGACUGGCGCAUCCAUGUGAUUGGCCGCAACGGCGUCAAGAUCGAUGAUGAUUCGUACAAGAAGGAUAGUAUCGUCGUGCUGCGCAGCGGGAGUGUCAUUGAGAUCGGCGGCGUGCAGAUGAUGUUUGUCCUGCCGAAUAAGACCCCCGUCAUCGCCACGUCCAUCAUGCGCCGUGCGCGCCUGCGCGAGUACAUCAUCGACGAAGAGGUCCCGCUCGAGUUUGGUCCGGUUAAGAAGGAAUUUGGCCCAGAUGCGACGAUCAACGGCUUGACCACCCCUUCGGCGUUGGCAGAUGGCGACGCGCCAGUAACGGCGGUUGCGACGACGGGCGGCAAGAGAUCACGGUCGAAUACGCAGAUUGGAGGUAUCGGUGGAAGUGCUACAGCACCCAUCUACCAACGGGGUGUAUUACUGGAAAUGACCGAAGAUAUGGAUUACUCGCAGGAUGCCUUGAAGGAGAUUAAGCCGCCGUAUAGCUAUGCCUUGAUGAUCGCGCAGGCUAUCCUCUCCAGCGAGACCGAACAGUUAACAUUGUCGUCGAUAUAUCAGUUCAUUAUGGAUAAAUACUCCUUCUACAGGCAUUCCAAUAUGGGCUGGCAGAAUUCGAUCCGUCACAAUCUGUCACUGAACAAGGCUUUCCGGAAAAUUCCGCGUCGCACUGACGAGCCAGGGAAAGGCAUGAAAUGGGAGCUUCUGCCAGAGCACCGUGAUGAAUACAUUAAGAAGCUGCGGAAACCCUCCAAAGGCGGACGGCAGGCUUCGUCGCAAUCAGGGUCGCCGUCUUCUCCCAGGGGAGGAGCCCAGAAGACACUGCAACCGCAGCCCGUGAGACCGAUGCGUUCGCUGGAUGAUCCCCCGACACAGGGCCACGAGGGGAGUAAAUCGCCUCCGCGCUCCAUCACCCCGCCACCUAUGCCCGCGUACAGGGUGCAACCUCUGGAAGCAUACACACCUGACCGCGGCUCGCGCCUCCCCGCUCUCCGCAAUCCCGACAAGACGCUAGUCGACACGCCAGGGCCACCGAUACGCCACAGCAUCAGCGGACUGGGCGCGCUCUCGGGCCUGGGUGACUCCACCACCGGCGGCGGCGGCGACUCCAUCCCCACCUCGCCGACCCGCCGCCCCCACGCCUGCAACGACGACGACACCGCCGGGCUCUCGGCGCUCACGCCCGCGCCGCAGCGGCACCACCCGCGCCUCGCCCCGCCCUCCACCGGCCGCGGCCAGCUCCCGUCCAGCUACCUCCCCACCUCCAGCCCCGCGCCGUUCUGGAAAUACGUCCAGUUCGGCUCUACCCCCGCAAAGCCCGACGGCUACACGCCGCUCAAGGACCUGCACUCGUCCAGCCCCCCGCCCGCCAUGUCGAAGCCCGAUGACCCCGCAAAGAGAAAUACCAUCCGCGAGCUAGGCAGCCCGCUCAAGGAUCGCAGCGGAGGAUUCCAUCUAGGCGGCCCGAGACAUCUGCCGCCCCACCUGGUGCUGCCGGAUCCUAAGGAAGAGGAGGACGAUGAUGGCCUUGGCGACUUUCCCGGCGUGGAUUUGGCUAGAGGUUUCGAGAAAAUCGGAAAAUACCACGUCAAUGGCCGGUUUGCGGAGAACGACGGGUGGGUGUGA